AAAAAAAACUUUCAAAAUGGCGUUGCAGCAAGGUAGUCGUGCAGCGAAAAGUCUGGCCAAGUUUCUUCCUAAUUUGAGUGGAGUGCGCUUCAGCGGAUCUGGAGAAUGGGGCAGUGGAUCCGGCAAGGGCGGUGGCAGCGGCGGCAGCAUCCGUGACGCAGGAGGAACCUUCGGCAAGAUGGAGGCUGCUCGCGAAGAGGAGUACUUCCGCAAGCUUCAAGCUGAGCAGUUCAGCAAGCUGAAGGACCACCUGGAAGAGGAGAUAAGUCAGCACGAGAAGCUCAUCAGGCAACAUCAGGAAGAGAUUGAGAGGCACAAGAAGAAGAUCCGUGAUCUCAAGGAGCACUGAAAGAAGACCAGUCAUCGAAGCAGUCCUUUUGUAUUUCUCUUUCUUCGACUUUUUUUUGUUCUACGUUACUGGCAAAAGGUCUUGAGAAUGCAGCGUGUUUGUAGUUAGGGAUAAGUAAAGCCUGAGUGUCUGAACUUUG
Messenger RNA from Ixodes scapularis (black-legged tick), 488 nucleotides. Its product is annotated as ATPase inhibitor A, mitochondrial. Gene Ontology annotation, cellular component: mitochondrion. Gene Ontology annotation, molecular function: ATPase inhibitor activity. NCBI's taxonomy places the organism in Eukaryota, Metazoa, Arthropoda, Arachnida, Ixodida, Ixodidae. Gene Ontology annotation, biological process: negative regulation of ATP-dependent activity. Bases 17 to 349 code for a protein of 110 amino acids. The record is from RefSeq and is a predicted model, not a curated record. The transcript has 4 exons.